This is a messenger RNA of Linum tenue, 296 nucleotides long. The record is from the annotation of a GenBank genome assembly. NCBI's taxonomy places the organism in Eukaryota, Viridiplantae, Streptophyta, Magnoliopsida, Malpighiales, Linaceae.
UCACUUUUCAGUUUCAUUCUCUCUCCUCAAAAAUCUUUCUUUUCCUCCUCCUACCUCUCCCAAUACAAACCAGAAAUCCUCUCCGUCGACGGCGAUGAGGAAGAAGACGAUGGCGACUGCGACGGUAUCCUCUCUCUCUCUCUCUUUCUCUCUGAAGGCGAUUUAUCUAUUUUCAUUCGGGGAAAAGGGACAAGAAGCUUUUCGAAGGAAAGGUCGUUGAUCAAAGAACAACUUCACAGACUGAGGGAUUUUGCAUAAUGGAAGACAAGGAGCACUCAUUGCGGUCAACCUCCGAC